This is a messenger RNA of Aspergillus novofumigatus IBT 16806, 1109 nucleotides long. RefSeq lists its product as uncharacterized. The record is from RefSeq and is a predicted model, not a curated record. Lineage: Eukaryota; Fungi; Ascomycota; Eurotiomycetes; Eurotiales; Aspergillaceae. Gene Ontology annotation, cellular component: endoplasmic reticulum. The transcript has 2 exons. The coding region runs from base 179 to 931 and encodes 250 amino acids. Gene Ontology annotation, biological process: peptidyl-proline hydroxylation to 4-hydroxy-L-proline. Gene Ontology annotation, molecular function: procollagen-proline 4-dioxygenase activity; iron ion binding; L-ascorbic acid binding.
CUAAAAGUCUCAAAUCAAAAUAUUCCACACGUUGCAUAUAGAAUGUAUGUCUAUGCCAAGAACUAUACUCCAUCAGCUUCCAUCCGAGGAGUCUAGUCUAAUCAUCACCAUACCCCCAAAACAGCAUUAAAACCAUCUCGAACCUAAGUACAAAGAAUCAGACGAAAAGGGACAAAAGAUGCCUCCCAAAUCCAAAAAGGAAACCCCAAGGCCAAAUCCCAACCUCCAGAUCAGCCAAAACCCAACUGGCCUCCCCUCCGCCCCUCAUUCCCCAUCAGACCUUUCCCUGGAAUCCCUUCUCCACGACCAAAUCUACCUAAUCCGCAACUUCCUCCCCUCCUCCCUCUGCAAAACCUACGCCUCCUUCCUAACCUCGCUCCCACUCACCACCACCCCCGGCAAACCCAAAAAGGGCGAGGCCGUCCGCGUCAAUGACCGGUUCCAGGUACAGGAUGCCGACUUCGCGGAGAGGCUGUGGAGCGGGACUGCGCUGAGGGAGCUGGUGAGCGGUGCAGUUGACGAGGACGAGGAUGGCGAUGGGCGGCCACGCUCAAACAGGGAGAUCUGGGGCGGGGAGCCGCUUGGUCUGAAUGCGAAUAUUAGGAUAUAUCGGUAUUCGAAGGGCCAGUUCUUCGCGCAGCAUUACGAUGACUCGAAUGUGGUUACGUUCGAGUCCCCUCAACAUAAGCCGCAGCAGGCUCGCACGACCUGGACCCUCCUCGUCUACUUGACGAGCUGUGCCGGCGGGGAGACAGUCUUCUACCCUGAGCCGACCCGUGCGAAUCGCAACCCGGAGCCUAUUGCUGUGGCGCCAGAGGUGGGCAUGGCGCUGCUGCAUCAGCAUGGAGAGAGGUGUCUUCUGCAUGAGGGCAGGGAGGUCACCGAGGGCGAGAAGUGGGUUUUAAGAAGUGAUUUGGUGGUUGCGCGGUGAAAGAUGUGAGCUGACUUUUGUCUGCGUCUCACCUGUUGUUGAUAAGAUUCUACGUGCAAGAGGCUGUUGUGCUUAUAGAGUUGCUUAUGGGCGUGAGCCUGGACUUCUCUGGACCCAGUCUGAUCAUUCAACAAGCGGUAUUCAUGUCAGAUAUAUGUUCAGAAAUCAAGCCGAAUAG